GAAAUAGAUGUUUUCAAAAAACGAGUUUAAUUUACUAGUUCAUUGUAAAAAUUAUAAUUGUUUCUAAUUCGUAUUGAUCAGUGAUCUUGAAUAUUAUUAUAUUAUAUAGUUAGUAUUUGAAUUGUGUCAUACAUCAUGGUAGAAGUUUGAAAGAAAUUUCAUCCAAUCUUCAUUGACUUUAUUGUGGCAAUGUCGAUCGUUAAUCAUGUUUAUAAGAAAAGUAUUGACUAAAGCCAAAUUUGAAGAAGGCGAAAAAGUACUGUGCUACGAGCCAGACCCUGCAAAAACUAAAGUCCUUUAUGAUUCGAAAGUUUUAAGAGUGGUACCUGAAAAAGAUGAUCAAGGUCGAAAAUUCUUCAAAUUUCUCAUUCAUUUUCAAGGAUGGAAUUCCACAUGGGAUCGAUAUGUAACUGAUGAGUUCAUAUUGAAAGAUACAGAAGAAAAUCGCAAGCUUCAGAAAAAACUGGCCGAUGAAGCUCAACUUACGCCUGGUGGGAAUUUGUAUAGAAAAGAACGGAAGAAAAGAGUAGUUAAAACAGAACCCAAACCAUUAGUAAUAGAGCCAGAUAUAGUUCCUCUUCCUAUAAAUGAUAAGUCUAUGGUGGAAGACGAAAAUUUACCAGUACCAAUUGAUACAAUAUUAUUACCUAAAAGAAGGCUACCAGAUCUUGAAUUUCCUGAUAAUUUAAAAUACCAUACUGGAUAUAAUUGUUAUUUAACACACGAAAAGAAUACAUUGGUUCAGUUACCUUGUCAACCAAAUGUGGUUACAUUGCUUGAAAGUUACCUUAAAUAUUUAGCAAAAAAUAACUUCAUCGACAAUAAAGCAACGAAAAAAAAACGUCAACCUGAAGUACUUGAUAAAAAACAACUUGAAAAACGUUACAUCAUUUGCGUAGAAGUUUUAGAUGGUCUGAGAAUUUGUUUUAACACUUUUUUGUUCAGAAAGUUGUUAGUAAAUGAAGAUGAACAAGCCCAAUAUUAUGAAGCAUUAAAAAUGACUCUUCAACCACCUGUAAACAAUAUUGUUUCACAAAAUGUUGAACAAGACUACGAUAACGUACAAAAUGGGGAAGAAAUGGAUAGCCACGAAAACAAAAAUAAUGUUAAAGUAACACGAAGUUCAACCAGUCAAUAUGCUAGUUCUCAAAAAACUUGUUCAGAUUGCAGUUUAACAAAAUCUCAGUGUUCAAAAAUUGUAAAUGAUAUGUUUGAAAAAGCCCGUGAUGAGUAUGUAUCCAAAGCUGACUCAUGGAAAGCAGUCCCUGACAGUGCAUAUGAUGAAGAAAUAAAACAGCCUGCUAUUAUAUAUGGUGUAUACCAUCUUUUAAGGCUUUUGGAAAAUUUACCAAAAAUAUUGGCUAAAACUGAUGUGGAAGGUGAAAAACUUUCAAUUGUAUAUUCAUACAGUAAUGGACUACUAGAAUACCUCUCAACUCAAACUCAUUUGUUUGGGAUGCAGUAUUAUGUGAAAAACGAGAUGGAUGUUACCGUCAAAUCAAGUGCUCCAAUUCGAAAUCACCGAAAUCAUAAAAAUAUUUAAGUUGUUUUAAGGCACCUUUUAUAUAUCUAUACAUUUCAUAUAUAAAUUAUUGUACAGAGUGGAUGCAUUAAAUAACUGUCAAUUAUUCAUGAAAAUAAUAAGUUAAUAUAUUUUAACUUAUCUCUUUA
Messenger RNA from Aphis gossypii (cotton aphid), 1671 nucleotides. It is a transcript of the gene msl-3, whose product is annotated as male-specific lethal 3 homolog. Bases 206 to 1543 code for a protein of 445 amino acids. The transcript has 11 exons. The record is from RefSeq and is a predicted model, not a curated record. Gene Ontology annotation, cellular component: MSL complex; NuA4 histone acetyltransferase complex; nucleus. NCBI's taxonomy places the organism in Eukaryota, Metazoa, Arthropoda, Insecta, Hemiptera, Aphididae. Gene Ontology annotation, biological process: chromatin organization; regulation of DNA-templated transcription.